GGAGAGGAUGGUGCAUUUUCUGGUCAUACUCUGGCCCAUGCCGCAAUGGAUUCUCCCUCUGAAGACGUAAUGCAUGAUGAUCGGUUGAGGGAAGCCCUUGAUAUCAAGCCAGCUACAGAACGGAUCCUUCAAUUCACAAAAACCGCCCCCGCCCCCGAGAAGACCCUACGAUUGCCAUGCAGCGCGAACUCGUGAAACCUCUCUAUGCCAGACCUGGUGCUCUCGGAACCUCGAAUGGGGUAUACACUAAUAUGACCCGGCGGAUCCCAACUGCAGCUGAAAGAAUCUUGGACGCCCCAGGAAUGAUUAACGAUUAUUAUCUCAAUCUCAUUGCGUGGUCAUGUACAAAUCUCGUUGGUGUCGCGCUGCGCGAGUCCGUGUACAUUUGGAAUGCGGAAACAAACGAGACCGAGAUUCUCAGCACCUGUGAGAAUGAAAAUGGAUACGUCUCCUCAGUCGACUUCUCGAGUGAUGGGUCGUAUUCAGGUAUCGGUCUUGAUUCUGGCGAGGUUGAGAUAUGGGACGUGGAAACUAAGCAAAAGCUGCGAACCAUGUCUGGCCAUCAAGGCCAGGUAUCGGUUCUCAGCUGGAACCACCACAUCAUAUCCUCGGGGUGUGCAGACGGGAGUAUAUGGCAUCAUGACGUAAGGAUCGCAAAUCACAAGGUCAUGGAACUGUUGGGGCAUACCGGUGAGGUGUGUGGGCUAAAGUGGAGGCAAGAUGGCGAAGCCCUUGCGAGUGGAGCCAACGAUAACGUCGUGAACUGCUGGGAUCCACGCGUAGGAACCGCAGGAAGCAAUAGUCGUGGGCAGCCAAAAUGGUCAAAGUCUGUCCACACGGCUGCUGUGAAGGCCAUCGCAUGGGCCCCAUGGAAUAUGAAUAUCCUCGCGUCCGGCGGAGGAACAAGUGAUUGCAAGAUCAAUGUUUGGUCUGCAUCGACCGGCUCCCGGUUACAUUCAUUGACAACGCCUGCUCAAGUAACAUCUGUUCACUUCAGUCCUCACUCCAAGGAGAUCUUCAGUACACACGGUUUCCCGACCAAUGCCAUCAUGCUCCACUCUUACCCCGCACUUGAGAAAAUCACGGAGAUACGAGAUGCUCACGAUGCUCGUAUUCUCAAUUCGGCUGUCAGUCCAAAUGGUGACUUCAUCGUUACCAAUUCUGGUGAUGAAAAUAUCAAGUUCUGGAGAAUUUGGGAACUUCCGGUCAAGAAGCACAAAAAGAAGCAGAACGUUCAACUAGAGAAUGGCCUGCAAUCUAUUCGUUAACAAGGACAUUGGGUCCCUUGCACAACACAUCCGUUUGUAUGUACAAAUGACAGUUAUCUGUGUUGCGCACGGGAAGCUGCAUGAACGAUUUGACAAUUCUAUUCUCCGUAUCGACAAAUAGACAAAUAUAUUCGGCCAACUCCGCUACAA
Molecule: messenger RNA, 1418 nt
Organism: Cantharellus anzutake
Lineage: Eukaryota; Fungi; Basidiomycota; Agaricomycetes; Cantharellales; Hydnaceae
Product: WD40-repeat-containing domain protein
Exons: 2
Coding region: 177-1268 (363 amino acids)
Biological process (GO): anaphase-promoting complex-dependent catabolic process; positive regulation of ubiquitin protein ligase activity; positive regulation of anaphase-promoting complex-dependent catabolic process
Cellular component (GO): anaphase-promoting complex
Molecular function (GO): ubiquitin ligase activator activity; protein binding; anaphase-promoting complex binding
Source: RefSeq, a predicted model, not a curated record